Molecule: messenger RNA, 570 nt
Organism: Pistacia vera
Lineage: Eukaryota; Viridiplantae; Streptophyta; Magnoliopsida; Sapindales; Anacardiaceae
Product: heavy metal-associated isoprenylated plant protein 28-like
Exons: 3
Coding region: 46-537 (163 amino acids)
Molecular function (GO): metal ion binding
Source: RefSeq, a predicted model, not a curated record
GAAGUUAGAAGCCAAAGUUUAAAAUCUCUAAAACUUGAUCUCAACAUGACGAUAGUAGAGAUGAGGGUGCAUAUGGACUGUGCAGGGUGCGAGAGUAAGAUCAAGAAAGCUCUUCAAAAACUAGAUGGAGUAGACGACAUAGAUAUAGACAUAGCGACGCAGAAGGUAACAGUAAUGGGAUGGGCAGAGCAAAAGAAGGUUCUGAAGACGGUGAGAAAGACUGGAAGGAGAGCGGAGCUGUGGCCAUAUCCUUAUAACCCAGAAUACCAUAACUACUACUAUCAACAACACCACCAACACCAAAACUACAACUAUCAAAACCAAGUUGAAGUUGAAGCUGCUGCAACUGUCUCCUACGGCUACCAAUACCGUUCAUCUCAACACCUACCUUCUACUUCAUCAUACAAUUACAAGGAGCAUGGCUACACUGCCAACGGUUAUGGUUAUUAUCAACCUGCACCUUAUUCUCGUAUCAUUGAUGACCGCGCUUCUGCCUUGUUCAGUGACGAAAACCCUAAUGCUUGUUCCAUUAUGUAAUUAAUUAUCUACCUCAUUAAUUUUGUCAUUUUC